AUGGGAUGCAACCAGAACAAGCCAAAUCCACCCAUAUCAACCUAUGCAGAGGUUCUGAAGCGUUUGUGGAAUCGCAGACAUUUGACAGAGAAGGAGAUCCUGAGACGUCUGGUGACUCGGCACAUCGACACGGAAAAAUAUGGACUUGGAUUGACAAAAUUCCGUGAAGCUCGCCUUACUUUGGGCUUAAAAGGAACUAGACAGCAGGGCAAGUCGUUUUAUAGUUUUGAAUAUCCGCAUGUUGACAAAAUUUUAGCUCACACGGUGGAUACAAUUUCAGAUGCUAUGGUUGUACUUCGCCAACACUAUCCAAAGGCUGGCCGAGAUGAAAUGGUUAACCUUCUUUUUCAUGAGAAAAAGAUGCGAGUAGCAAAAUCAGUCGUAACAGCAUGGUUUGAUCAAUGGGAGCCAGACUUGGUCCGUGAGUGGAAGCAUGCACGUCUGCGGCACAAACACUUUUGGGCAGCUGGAGGUAAUGAUCUCUGGUGUAUAGAUCAACAUGAUAAGUGGAAAAAAUUUGGGCUUGGAUUACACACUGGCGUCGAUCCAUUCAUUGGCCAGAUCAAGUGGCUGAAGAGACUGUGCGACAGCUUGGAUAUACAUGCCUUAUCCUUCAAAGUGAUCCCGGAUCCGAGAACUUCUGUGCUGCCAAGGGGCAUACCUAUAUCCGAUCCUCACUUGAUCCAAACCUUGAAGGCACCAUACAACAUCGAUGGAAGCAUGAAAAGAAGAACAUUCCUCCAGCGGCGAUUUACCCCAGGAUUUGAAGAUAUUCUUGAUGUGCCAAGUUGCAUUCCAGAUAUUCAUUAUGACCGGUCCAAUCCAUUACAGUACAAUAUAUUUAAGUGGCUGUUUAUUCCAUGGCUUCAGGCUGAGUUGGAUGGAUGGUCAGAACACUACAACAGGAAAAGAAAAAGAUAUCAAAAAGAUAAAAUCCUUCCCCAGGGUGGGUCCCCAGAUGAUAUGGAAGAGUAUCCAGAGGAAUAUGGUUUUGUGAAUUUCAAGAUUCCCAUUGAUUCCACUACACCAUACUUGCAAGAAGCAGAGAACUUGUGGGCUCCAAGGGACCAUGAGGUUUUUGAGCUUGUCCCAAAGGAUUUUGCUGUUCUCAUUGAACAUGUGUAUGUGCAUAUACUCAAUAAGCCUGAACUCACCCGGGAGAAUGUAUGGUCAGUAUACAUGGACAUUCUGGAGUGCUUGGAACAGCUUCCCACUGUAAAAGAACUCCCUCUAAGUGGAUAUAAUGAGGAUGAUGAAGACUAUUCACUUAAUACUGGGGACAAGGAGAUGAUUGCACACCUUGGGCCAGAGUUACAGAACUUGCAACAGCUUCUUGUUGAUCAGGAUGAAUACUAUAUGGGUGGAGUUAACAGUGGACUUGGUGCUGAAGGUGACAUCAUGGGGGAUGAGAGUGUCCUGGACGUAUACUGUGAUUUUAGUUCUGAUGAGGAGAGGAAUACUGGGGAUGAUUUGUACAACGCACACCUGGACAAUGAUUCCGGGUCUGAGGUUGCCCACCUGAUUGUCCAGCACAGUGAUAUUGAUAUAUAUUGUAAUAAUAAACCAAGGAAUAUGUAUUUUAUUUACGUAUCAAAUUGA
This is a messenger RNA of Marasmius oreades (fairy-ring Marasmius), 1599 nucleotides long. RefSeq lists its product as uncharacterized. Bases 1 to 1599 code for a protein of 532 amino acids. The record is from RefSeq and is a predicted model, not a curated record. NCBI's taxonomy places the organism in Eukaryota, Fungi, Basidiomycota, Agaricomycetes, Agaricales, Marasmiaceae. The transcript is spliced from 8 exons.